GACGUUGACAGUUCUUUCAGCCUUCAAAACCUGAAAUUUGUCAAUAAAAAUGAUUCAUUUUUGUUGAUUUCUUUUUCCUUUUUGUUUCUUCCUACACAUUUAAGAACAUUUUAUGUCUGGCAGUGAAAGCGAGGAUAUCGACACCGUCUCAGAAACAACCAGACUGAUGGACGGCCAUGUCGCUACGAACAGUGGAAAUAAUCCUUUGGAAGUGAAAAAUGAGGUGCCCAAAAGGCGAAGUAGAAAAAUCGAGCCAUCCAGUCCGGUCACAGAGUCCGAGCCUGGGACGCCCCCGCCAAACGUCAAUGAUGAGAUACAACGGUUAAACGAUGAGGAAGAACUGAAGUAUGGGGCGAAACAUGUCAUUAAAUUAUUUGCUCCCGUAUCUCUAUGUAUGGUAGUGGUGGUAGCUACAAUCAAUUCAGUAAAUUUCUACUCUGUAAAAGACAUAUACUUUGUAUACACUCCAUUCCAUGAAGAAAGUCCAGACAGAAGUACGAAAGCAUGGAAUGCAGUAGCGAAUUCUCUUAUAUUAAUGUCCGUUAUUGUUGUAAUGACAAUAGUUUUAAUUUUACUAUAUAAAUAUAGAUGGUAUAAAGUUAUACACGGAUGGCUCAUAGUGUCGUCCUUAAUGUUACUGUCCGUUUUUAGUUAUUUAUAUUUAGAAGAAGUAUUGAGGGCUUACAAUAUUCCAAUGGACUAUAUAACUUUGGUAGUGUUGAUGUGGAACUUUGGUGUGAUGGGAAUGAUAUGCAUUCACUGGCAAGGUCCCCUUUUACUGCAACAGGCCUAUCUGAUUUUUAUUGCCGCACUAAUGGCUCUAGUUUUUAUCAAAUAUCUUCCGGAAUGGACUACAUGGGCUGUUUUGGCUGUUAUCUCGAUUUGGGAUUUAAUAGCUGUAUUAACUCCAAAAGGUCCUUUAAGGAUUUUAGUUGAGACUGCUCAAGAAAGAAACGAACCUAUAUUCCCAGCUCUGAUAUAUUCUUCUACAUACAUGUAUACAGCGAUGGCCGCUCCUGAUAACGAGCAACCGAACCAAUCAGAGAGUGAAAAUCAUGGUUUUACUCAAGAAUGGGUUAAUAACCAUGCAAAUAGAGUUGCAAGGAGACAACUAGAGGUACAUGAAGCCCCCGGUGGUGAAAUAAGAACUCAGAUCCUUGAACAGCACGAAAUAAUGCAUGAUGAAGAAGAAAGGGGUGUUAAGUUGGGACUGGGGGAUUUUAUAUUUUACAGUGUACUAGUUGGAAAAGCUUCGUCGUAUGGAGACUGGAACACUACACUUGCUUGUUUCAUUGCCAUUUUAAUAGGUUUGUGUCUGACACUUCUUCUGUUGGCCAUAUUCAGAAAAGCCCUUCCUGCCCUACCAAUAUCUAUCACGUUUGGUCUCGUUUUCUAUUUUGCAACCAAAGAAAUAGUCAGCCCCUUCGCGGAUAGUCUGUCCAGCGAACAGGUUUUUAUUUAAGUAAUUCCCUAUUUUUAUAUUGUUUGUAUUUUUAAAAAAGUUAUUUCAAGAGAGAUAACAUUACUAAUUUGAAAAUUAUUUAUUUUAAUUCGGUUUUAAUCAUGCUGUACCUUUUUCCCCCUACAGACUGCGUUAAAAUUUUUAUAUCCUAUAAUAUGUGUAAUAAAAUAAUGAUAAGAUUAAAAAAAUAAAGGCAUGGCA
Messenger RNA from Sitophilus oryzae (rice weevil), 1663 nucleotides. Its product is annotated as presenilin homolog. The coding region runs from base 113 to 1462 and encodes 449 amino acids. Gene Ontology annotation, biological process: amyloid precursor protein catabolic process; amyloid-beta metabolic process; calcium ion transport. Gene Ontology annotation, molecular function: aspartic endopeptidase activity, intramembrane cleaving. NCBI's taxonomy places the organism in Eukaryota, Metazoa, Arthropoda, Insecta, Coleoptera, Curculionidae. Gene Ontology annotation, cellular component: growth cone; neuromuscular junction; membrane raft. The transcript has 8 exons. The record is from RefSeq and is a predicted model, not a curated record.